Messenger RNA from Trichoderma harzianum CBS 226.95, 1140 nucleotides. RefSeq lists its product as hypothetical. Bases 208 to 1083 code for a protein of 291 amino acids. The record is from RefSeq and is a predicted model, not a curated record. NCBI's taxonomy places the organism in Eukaryota, Fungi, Ascomycota, Sordariomycetes, Hypocreales, Hypocreaceae. The transcript is spliced from 3 exons. Gene Ontology annotation, cellular component: cytoplasm. Gene Ontology annotation, molecular function: phosphatase activity.
ACAGAACUCGCCAGACGUCGCACGAAUGUGCAUUGAUUUCUCGAUUUUCUCGAUUCCACGAUUCCUGUGAGACUUACUGCAGCCCAGACUCAGCAGGCAGCAGUUGACAUUUAUAGAGCGACAUUUUUCCUCGGUCUUGCGAUAGUUAUAUCUUUGCUUUCAUCGGAAGGUUGGAACGGAGAGAACGGAGCACAAAACAGACCAGAAAUGUCGAAUCAUUCCCUGAAUUACUCGACUUUGCCGGGUUACUUUGAACAUGACGAGCAACCCGAGGGGCCGCAAUUCCGAGCAACAACUCUACCUGGAUUUGGGCUGAUCCAUCGUCGGUACGACACAGACGGAGAUUCGGGACAUGAGCAGACGCAAUGGGAGCGCUUCAUGCACUUUCUUAAUCACCUUAAUAAAGAAGCAAGUGAUCGAGCCCGAUACAAAUUAAUCUUUGUGAUUCGACAUGGCCAAGGUUUCCACAAUGUCAAAGAAGCGCAAGUCGGCAGAGAGGACUGGGAGGCCAAAUGGGCUUUGUUAGAUGGUGACGAUGAGAUGACUUGGGCCGACGCAAAGUUGACGGAAACGGGUAAAUCCCAAGCGCUCGAAAUUAAAGCGACGCUGGAACGUGAUAUCCGAGAGAUGAAAGUUCCGAUGCCAGUAAAAUGCUACACAAGCCCCCUCACUCGCUGCCUGGAGACAACGCGACUUGCCUUCUCAGGCCUCGAGUGGCCAACAGACCAACCUUUCAGACCGAUGAUCAAGGAAGCCCUCCGUGAGAGGCUAGGGAAACACACAUGCGAUCGGCGCAGCACUCGCUCCUGGAUAGAGAGCAAUUAUGCCGAGUUUGAGAUUGAGUCAGCCUUUACUGAGCAAGAUGAGCUUUGGCAAUCAGACUACCGAGAAACUCUUGACGAGCAUGUCAUGCGAGUCAGGCAACUGUUGGACGACAUAUUUAAUAAUGAUAAAAAUACUGUGAUCUCCUUUACAGCUCAUUCAGGGGCCAUCAGAGCACUUUACGCUCUUACUGGACACAAGGAGGUCUGGGUGGCUCCGGGGGCAAUGGUACCUCUUUUAGUGGUAGCAACACCGCAGUAGAUAUGAGCGAGCGAAUAAAUAUGAGUCUAAGGUCAUCUUCUAUAUGCUGGCGGCUCU